Molecule: messenger RNA, 1122 nt
Organism: Dovyalis caffra
Lineage: Eukaryota; Viridiplantae; Streptophyta; Magnoliopsida; Malpighiales; Salicaceae
Source: the annotation of a GenBank genome assembly
AUGGAAGUCCUGCUUUCUGUAGCUACAGGUUCCAUUCCCCAAGAUGAGUCCAACUAUGACAAAGCGAAGGAAGUGAAGGCAUUUGAUGAAACAAGGGCCGGUGUUAAGGGGCUAGUAGACUCUGGUGUAACCAAAAUCCCCAGGUUUUUUAUCCACCCACCAGAGGAUGUGCAAAAGUCAUCAUCUGAGAGUAGCCAUCUGGGACUUCAGGUUCCAGUUAUAAACUUCGAAAGCUUCGAAAGUUGCCGACGACUGGAGGUAAUCAAUGAGAUUCGCAAAGCAUCAGAAACAUGGGGAUUCUUUCAAAUGGUUAAUCAUGGAAUUCCAGUUAGUGUCUUGGAUGAGAUGUUAGCUGGUGUGAGACGAUUCCACGAGCAACCCAGAGAUGCGAAGAUGGAGUUUUAUUCACGCAACCGUAACCAGCCAGUGAGGUUCUUCUGCAAUGGUGAUCUCCUUGUGAAUAAAGCACCAGCAAAUUGGAGGGAUUCAAUAGCGUUUGAUUUCCAAGAUGGUAAACUGGACCCUGAACUCUUUCCUGAAACAUUCAGGGAAGAAGUAAGUGAAUACAUCAGACACAUGAUCAAGACGAAGAAGACACUAUCUGAGCUCAUAUCAGAGGCACUCGAGCUUCGUAGUGACUACCUUUCAAGCAUAGAAUGCAUGGAAACUGAAUCGUUAGUGUGCCACUAUUACCCUGCUUGUCCUGAGCCAGACUUGACGUUGGGUGCCACCAAGCAUAGAGACCCAUCUUUAAUGACUAUACUUCUGCAAGACAACAUGGGUGGCCUCCAAGUUCGCAAUCAAACUCAAUGGGUUGAAGUCCCUCCUUUAGAGGGAGCUCUAGUGGUCAACAUAGGGGACUUCAUGCAGCUUAUCACGAAUAACAAGUUCAAGAGUGUGGAGCACAGAGUUCUUGUUGGGCAGGAGGGAUCGCGGACAUCAGUAGCAUGCUUUUUCUAUCCAUGCACAGCAAAUAAAUUUAAACCUUAUGGAGCAAUAAAGGAGCUUCUCUCUGACAAUCCGCCCAUAUACAGGGAAACUCAUAUUUCUGAAUUCCUGGCUUACUUCAGGUCCAAAGGAUUAGAUGGUACUUCAACCCUUUCUCAUUUUAAACUGGCAUGA